This is a messenger RNA of Clonostachys rhizophaga, 426 nucleotides long. The record is from the annotation of a GenBank genome assembly. NCBI's taxonomy places the organism in Eukaryota, Fungi, Ascomycota, Sordariomycetes, Hypocreales, Bionectriaceae.
AUGUACCGAUACACGAACAUCUCCCAACCCUUUGAUCAACGCCCGCCCCAUGGUGGAAUAAAUUGGGUUGAAAUCCCAGCAGUCGAUGUUGCGGCCUCCAAGUCGCUCUUUCCGGCAUGGAAGUUUGGAAAUGGAGCCAGAAAUCCCGAAGAGUUUAUCAGCUUGUUCAAGAUCGAAGAACCAUCAUGUCUGACUAGCGAACCAGACAUGGAAGGCGCAAUCAUCAAAGUCAAUCCAAACACCCUCACUGCCAGCAACAAUUCACAGACAAACAACAUUGGCAUGGUGAUGCAUGCUAAAAUCCUUGAUCUUGGUGGAGAGGUGUGCCUCGAAAAGACCGACGCGCGUGGUGAUGGCUGGUAUGCGAAAUAUUUGGACAUUGCCGGUAAUGUCUUUUGCAUCUACGAGGUGGCAUUUAAGGCGUAG